AUGCAAGCUAAGCAAGGGAACUUAAAGGUCCACAAAUGGUAUAGGAAGGUUAGAAAUGUGUUAUCUUAUCUUCAUAUCUACUGGAAACAUCUUCAAUCACCCAAGAUCAACUUCUCUUUGUCCUUGUUCAUUUUCUUGGCCAUGGUUUCUUCUGCUACUGAGCAGAUCGAAAAAUCCCAUGUUUCGAUCUCUAAAUUGUUUCUAAUCCGACAUGCAUGUCAAUCCACUCGGUUCCCGCUAUUAUGUGAAAGCUCUUUAGCACAACCCUCCCUUCUUCCUCCCAAACCAACCACCGUCCAAAUCAUCCAAUCCGCCAUUUCCGUCUCUAAGGACCACCUUAAGAAAGGACAAGACAUGGUGGCAGAAGUCACCGACAGCGUCCCCACCGCCCAUGUUAACCACACCACCCUCAUCCUUAUUUGUUUGGAGAUCCUUGCAUACUCAGACCACCGCAUGGAAUCUGCCAGCCACGCGUUAACACAAGGGAAGGUAAAAGAUGCACGUGCAUGGAUGAGUGCCGCUCUUGCCUACCAAAAAGGAAGUUGGGGCGCCCUCAAGCGCAUCAAUGACACCAUGUCUAUCGCCCACGUGAUGACGUCUCUGGACGAGUUGACUCGUCUCAGCAGCAAUGCGUUGAGCAUGAUGGUGGCCUAUGAUAAUAACGGGGAGGACACUCUAUCAUGGACCCCUCCCAAAACGGAACGGGACGGGUUUUACGAGGACCGACCGGGUCAGAAAUCGGAGUUGAGAUUUGAAGGGGGGGUUCCCACGAACUUGAAGGUGGACAUAACGGUGUGUAAAGAUCAUAUAGAGUGUUACAAGACGGUGCAAGCGGCCGUAGACGCUGCGCCGGAAAACGCAGCGAGUCAUUUUGUGAUUAAAAUAAGGAGCGGAGUGUACCGUGAAACAGUGAGGAUUGCGAUUGAGAAGAAGAAUUUGGUGUUUUGGGGGGAAGGGAUAGGUAAAACCAUUAUUACAGGUUCUUUAAAUGUGCACCAACCUGGGAUCACUACCUUUAGUUCUGCUACUGUGGGUGUUCUUGGGGAUGGUUUUAUGGCGAGAGACCUCACGGUCGAGAACACGGCAGGCUCCGAAGCCGACCAAGCGGUGGCUUUCAGAUCAGACAGUGACAUGUCCGUGAUCGAGAACUGCGAAUUCAUCGGCAAUCAAGACACCCUGUCCGCCAAUUCACUCCGACAGUUCUACAGAAACUGUAGUAUCCAAGGCAACGUGGACUUCAUCUUUGGAACCGCAGCUUCGGUGUUUCAGGAUUGCCUACUUUUGGUGGCUCCCCGAACAUCAAAUCCCGAAGAAGGUGACAACAAUGCCAUCACGGCUCAGGGCAGGACCGAUCCGGCUGAAUCAACAGGUUUCGUCUUCCAUCAUUGCGUAAUCAUUGGAACGGAAGAGUACAUGAAAAUCUACAAUAAGAAUCCUCAAGUGCACAAGAACUAUUUGGGAAGGCCAUGGAAGGAAUACUCAAGGACGGUUUUCAUAGAUUGUAAUAUCGAAAAACUUAUAAGUCCAGAAGGAUGGACGACAUGGAGCGGAGACACUGGAUUGAAGACCCUUUUCUAUGGAGAAUUUAGGAACAUCGGAGGAGGAUCCGAUUUCUCCAAGAGAGUUCCAUGGAGUACCCAAAUUCCACCACAGUUUGUACAUGCCUAUUCAGUUGAGAAUUUCAUUCAAGGAGAUCAAUGGAUUCCCAAAUCACAAUGA
Messenger RNA from Hibiscus syriacus, 1719 nucleotides. RefSeq names its product probable pectinesterase/pectinesterase inhibitor 51. Bases 1 to 1719 code for a protein of 572 amino acids. The transcript is spliced from 4 exons. NCBI's taxonomy places the organism in Eukaryota, Viridiplantae, Streptophyta, Magnoliopsida, Malvales, Malvaceae. Gene Ontology annotation, molecular function: pectinesterase activity; pectinesterase inhibitor activity. Gene Ontology annotation, biological process: cell wall modification. The record is from RefSeq and is a predicted model, not a curated record.